Messenger RNA from Paramuricea clavata, 152 nucleotides. Lineage: Eukaryota; Metazoa; Cnidaria; Anthozoa; Malacalcyonacea; Plexauridae. The record is from the annotation of a GenBank genome assembly.
GAAGAUUUAAAAAAGACGGAUGCGUGGUCGUUGGGUUUGGUGAUGUUAGGAGGGUGAUAUUUGGUAAUGCUAUUCAAGCAGACAUUUGUAGAUCACUUGAUGGUAAUUUAAAUAAUACCUUUGUGCAGAAUUCAUGCGAUGACAGUACGAAC